AUGCGAGGGGCUUCGCAUAACUUGAAUUUUAUGAAAACAUUUAAAAAAGAAAUUGACACUUGGGGGGAAAAGGGACCAAAGACCCACCCGGGUUAUAUUAGAUUCUGCGUUAUAAUGGAGCACGUUAUAUUGAAUGUACAGUGUGCUUACAAAGAAAUGGGAGAUGCUGCGACAGAACGGAAGCCCUUGUUAUCGAAGUCGUCUGUAGGAGCAACCGGGCCACCACAUGAUAGAUAUACUAGUGAGCUUGCAAGUGUAUACCAUCAAGUGAAAGAGAAACUAAUAACGAACAGAAAUAGACACAACUCAAUAUCAAGUAAUAUCUCAUCAAACGAAUCAAGUCCGCUGUUGUGCGGUGCCGACAAAGACAGUGACGUUGGUUACAAACAUUACAUUACAUACGGCGGUAUAUGUUCAGGCGUAUCCGGAGUUUGGGGUUGCGAUUCCCAAGUUGCCGUUUCCAGUUUGGAACGAUCGAUUAAUGCGAUAGAAGAAAGGCCCGAUGAUGACGAAAUCGUGGAGAAUACAGACGUUUUGACGUGUUCACCAAAUACACAGCUUUACAGAUAUGGUCUACUUGUGUUCUUGUGUAUUGCAGGUUUAUGUGAAUACAUCACCAGUGAAAGUCCGUCGGCUCUUCAGAAGCACGUGGUUAAGGACAUUGACAUCUCCGAGACGCAGUACAUGGGCUUUUACUCCACCGUCCAGUGGGCGGAAAUCAUCUCAAGUCUCGCGGGAGGCUUUAUAGUGGACCGGAUCGGCAACCCCAUCAGUCUGGUUACCUCUGCCGGAUUGAUCACAAUCGCGCAAACUCGUAUCAAGUACUUUGGUGAUCGCUUGCGACAACUUGGUCGUGAAAUGGUUCCACAUGAAGGAGUUGAACAUGGUGCUGGGUUUGAAAAUCAGUUUUGCAAGGGCGGUAAGAUUUGA
Molecule: messenger RNA, 930 nt
Organism: Dreissena polymorpha
Lineage: Eukaryota; Metazoa; Mollusca; Bivalvia; Myida; Dreissenidae
Exons: 3
Coding region: 1-930 (309 amino acids)
Source: RefSeq, a predicted model, not a curated record